AUGGAAGUAAAUAAUCGUUUUCAGCUUCUUACUUUUCUGUCUACCGACAAAGAGUCAGAAAAAUCUUCUUUUAUCGACCUGAUUUCAUCAGAUCAAAUAUCAGAAAUAAAUGACAAACAACAAACAAAAAAUCAUUGGGAUGUACCAGAAUAUGUCGAAAAACCAAUUCCAUCUUCAUCAGUACCUAUUACACAAGUACAAACAUCUCGAAUUAUUAAAAAAACUAAAUCCUCUGUUAACGUUACAAAUACAAAAUGUGACAAACAAGAUGAAGUUAAAUCAUCUCCGAUUAUUGAAGAACAAAAUCAACCUACAACUUGUUCAUAUUAUCCACCUCAACCUUACAAAUUCAAGCAAAAUUAA
Molecule: messenger RNA, 363 nt
Organism: Rotaria sordida
Lineage: Eukaryota; Metazoa; Rotifera; Eurotatoria; Philodinida; Philodinidae
Source: the annotation of a GenBank genome assembly